Molecule: messenger RNA, 3327 nt
Organism: Ilex paraguariensis (yerba mate)
Lineage: Eukaryota; Viridiplantae; Streptophyta; Magnoliopsida; Aquifoliales; Aquifoliaceae
Source: the annotation of a GenBank genome assembly
AUGGGUCUUCGCAGUGUUAUCUUGAAAACCAGUAGUCUCCCAGCUGCACCUCUCUCACAUCAAUUUCACAAUUCCUCAAUCGUCCGAACAAUCACCAUGAGAAUUUCAGUCUUCCCCUGGCUGUUCUUGAUCGUCAUACCAUCGAUGUUAUGCAUUAACUUAAUUCCAGUACACAGCAAAUGCGUGGAGGACCAGAGAACUUUGCUGCUCCAAUUGAGAAAUAGCUUCACAUUCAAUCCAGCAAUUUCCACCAAGUUGGUGUACUGGAACGAAACCACAGAUUGUUGUAAAUGGAAUGGUGUAAAUUGUGACAAAGACGAUCAUGUUAUUGGGCUUGACUUGAGCUAUGAAUCAAUCUCUAGUGGAAUUGACAAUACCAGUAGUCUUUUCAGUCUUCAGUUUCUUCAAAGCCUGAAUUUGGCUAACAAUAACUUAAAUCGCACACAAAUUCCGCCAAGUUUAGACAGCCUCCACAGCUUGACCUAUCUGAAUCUGUCUAAUGCUGGUUUUUCCGGGCAAAUUCCACGAUUUUCGCAACUUACAAGGUUGGUGACUCUAGAUCUAUCUACCUAUUUCUUCGAAGAACUUCAUCCGCUGAAACUUGGGACACCAAACUUAAGGAUGUUCCUUCAGAAUCUCACCGAGCUUAUGGAACUUCAUCUUGAUGGUGUUAACAUAUCAGCGCAUGGAAACGAGUGGUGUCAAGCCUUGUCUUCAUCAUUACCUAAUUUGCGAGUCUUGAGCUUGUCAGAUUGUUUUCUUUCAGGCCCUAUUGAUUCUUCCUUGUCAAAGCUUCAGUCUCUUUCUGAGAUAAUCCUGAGUCGGAACAAUCUAGCUACUUCUGUUCCAGAAUUCUUUGGAGAAUUCGCGAAUUUGACAGUCUUGCGUCUCAUUUCUUGCAAUUUGUACGGAAAAUUUCCAACUAGUAUAUUCCAGGUACCAACUCUGCAAACCCUUGACUUGUAUAACAACAUAUUGCUUCAGGGUUCUUUGCCAGAAUUUCCCCAGAAUGGAUCUCUUCAGACACUGGUGCUUGGCUACACGAACUUUUCAGGGCCAUUACCAUAUUCUAUUGGUAACCUUGGGAUGUUGUCCACGAUAGAGCUACAGAGUUGCAGUUUCAGUGGACUAGUACCAAAUUCAAUGGCAAACCUUGCUCGGCUUCUUUAUUUGGACUUGUCAUCCAAUAUGUUUACUGGUACAAUUCCAUCGUUUCGGACGUCUAGGAAUAUGACCCACAUAGACCUUUCUCGUAAUGAUUUAAUGGGUCCUAUCCCUUUCAGUCACUUCAAAGGCCUUCUCGAUCUUGAAUAUAUUGAUCUGCGAUUCAAUUCGUUUAAUGGUAGCAUUCCAUCGUCUUUGUUUGGUCUUCCAUCAUUGCAGAAACUUCUGCUUGCCAACAACCAUUUUGAUGGUCUACAUGCUGAUUUUUCUAAUGCAUCCGUGCCUCAUUUGGAUACACUCGAUUUGAGUAGCAACAAUUUAAGAGGACCUAUUCCUUUUUCUAUAUUUGAACUCAGAAGGCUUAAUGUCCUCCUCCUAUCAUCCAACAACUUGAAUGGCAGUAUACAGCUUGAAAUGUUUCAAAGGUUCAGUGAUCUCACUGUUCUUGAUCUUUCGUAUAACCAGUUAUCAGUUGAUGCAAAUGGCAGUAAUUCUAGCUUUUCUUCCUUCCCCCAUAUUGCUGCAUUGAAAUUGGCUUCUUGCAACCUCCAAAGUUUUCCUGACCUAAAGAACCAAUCAAAAUUGUUCUACUUAGACCUCUCAGACAACAAAAUUGGUGGGAAAAUUCCAAACUGGAUCUGGGGAGUUGGUGAUGGAGCUCUUGUUCACUUGAACCUUUCUUAUAAUCUCUUAGUGGGUCUGCAAGAACCUUUUGUUUUUCCUAGUCUUGGUAUUCUUGACCUGCAUGCGAACCACAUCCGGGGGAAAAUCCCAACACUGCCACAAGAUAUUACCUAUGUGGAUUACUCUAACAAUAAUUUCAACUGUUCAAUUCCUCUUGACAUUGGUAAUAACCUCACUAGUGCUUAUUUCUUUUCUGUUUCAAACAAUAACCUCACUGGAAACAUCCCUGAAUCCAUAUGCAAUGCCCGCUACAUUCAAGUUCUUGAUAUGUCCAAAAACCGGUUGAGUGGCUCUAUACCAAAUUGUUUAACUGAAAAGGCAGAGACUCUUGGGGUACUGAAUCUAGGGAAGAAUAAUCUCAGUGGCAAUAUUACUGGGACAUUUCUUACUAAUUGUGGUUUAAAAACUCUAGAUCUGCAUGAGAAUUUUUUGGAAGGGGAGAUUCCGAAGUCUGUUCAGAAUUGCUCAAUGUUAGAGGUAUUAAACCUUGGGAGCAACCAGAUAAAGGAUACGUUUCCAUGCUUUUUGAACAACUCUUCCAGUUUGCGUGUCCUUGUUUUGCGACGGAACAUGUUCUAUGGAGGUAUUCACUGUCCAGGAGCCAAUAACAGCUGGUCAAAUCUUCAAAUCAUUGACACUUCUUCCAACUAUUUUACUGGUGCUCUGCCCCAGGAAUUCUUCUUAACUUUGAGGGCCAUGAUGAAUGGUGUGGAUGAUGCUCAAUCAGAGAUCAGUCACCUGCGUUUUGAGUUCCUACGACUAAAUCACUUCUACUAUCAGGAUACGGUAACGGUUACCAACAAAGGGCUGGAAAUGGAGUUGGUGAAAAUUCUCUCAGUGUUCACCUCCAUUGAUUUCUCAAACAACAACUUUGAAGGGAAUAUACCGGAAACAGUUGGAGAUCUCAAAUCACUUUAUGUUCUCAACCUAUCACGUAAUGCUCUCACAGGCACAAUCCCAUCAUCAAUUGGAAACUUGACACAGCUUGGAUCACUAGACCUCUCGGUGAACCAGCUAAGUGGGAAAAUUCCCGUGGAGCUUACGAGACUUACCUUCCUUUCAGCCAUGAACCUGUCAUACAAUCAACUGGUUGGGAUAAUCCCAAAAGGCACCCAAUUUCAAACUUUUUCGAACACUUCCUUUGAGGGAAACAAAGGGUUAAGCGGGCCUCCAUUGACCAGUGAUGUUGAGGACAAUCAUUCAUAUCCCAAGACUGAGAUUAACCCGAAUUGGACAACUGGUGAAUCCAACUGGCAUUCUGCUACCAGGACUCGGAUUAACUGGAAUUGGAUAGCAGCUGAAUGUGGAUUCACGAUGGGCUUGGGAUUUGUCGUCGGACCACUUAUGUUUUGUAAAAGAUGGAGAAAAUGGUACUACAAGUACGUUGACCACAUUGUUUUCAGGAUUCUCCAUCGGCAAGACCAAGGAAGAAAAAAUCAAAGAAGACGACCCCGGAGAAAUCCAAUUAAAAGACGCUAG